Blepharisma stoltei is the source of this 2598-nucleotide messenger RNA. The record is from the annotation of a GenBank genome assembly. NCBI's taxonomy places the organism in Eukaryota, Ciliophora, Heterotrichea, Heterotrichida, Blepharismidae.
AUGAUUUUCAGGCUUUCUCGUAGAUUUAAUGAUCUUAUCACGUCAAAAACGUUUAGCCAAACUUUAUUAAAGUCUAGGUUUGCUGAAGACAAAGAGCUUAUAUCAAUCUGCCGUGAAGUUUCUGACUCCCCCCUCCGUGAGCGAACAAAACCAUUAGAAAAAUAUCUAUUUUUGGUCCAAAAACUACCCUCCGUGAGCGAACAACAAUUUUUUAUGAAUUGAUAUAUAAAUGAUAAUUAAAAUCAUGAAAUCUAUAGAUAAUUCUGUUAAUUUUAAACAAAUUGCCCUUUAAAAACAUAAAUUUUAUAAAUUAAAUUAAUAUUUGCUUUCCAAAUUUUGUGAAUUAAGAUUUAUUUUAAAACAAAAAUUAGCCCCCUCCGUGAGUGUUCGCUCACGGAGUGGGGGGAGUGAGCUGAGAUAUUUAGAUCUGUAUCAGAGAUUUGGAAAAUCAUUAGAAUUCGACGCUUUUAUUGAGACACUUGAAAAGAGGGCACCAAGAAUGCCAUUGAAUACCCAAAAGGAAAUAUUGAAACAUAUGAUAAAGAACGCGGAAUUAAGGAACAGAGCCCUAACAAAUAAUUUUUGGACUUCUUUAGCUGAAGGCUUCACUAACUCCCCCCCAAGAUAGAGACAUGUUUUACUGGGAAAAAUAUGGAAAAUUUCUAUUUUUUGGGUAAAAAAACUCCUUCCAAUAGAGACAUUUUUCAAAAUGUUUUUAUAUAAAUUUUUAUAUUGAAAUUUUCCAUAUAAUGCGUGAAUUCAUUAAGAAAGUUAAGCCUCAAGCAGCUAAAAUUGAAUUUUUCAUUAACCCCCCCCUUUGAUUGAAUAUAGACUUUGAAAAUAAUAUUCUUGGAUUUUAUUUAAAUUUAUGUUAUAUAAUUUUUAAAAGCCCACCUUCCAAUAGAGACAUUUUUGUAAAAUGUCUCUAUCUUGGGGGGGAGGAGUAAGAAUAUUAGUCAUAUGAAAAUUGAGGACAAAUUAUAUGUAAUGCACGAAUAUGCGAUUCUUCAUAUUAAAGGAUAUGAUGUUCAAGUUUUAAUUAACAAUUUAUUGAAAUCUAUUGAAGAAACAGGGAUAAAAGAGUUUCAAGCUUUGUCAAUUUCUCAAUUAGCUGACUUGCUAUGAGCAAUAAAUGCUCAUAAUGGACAGUCUCCAACCCUUUUCCAAGCUUUAUCUGAAGCAGUCUUAACACAUCCUGAGCUAGAAACUACAAAUGGCACUCUACUAGCUAAAUUUAUAAGUUUUUUGAUUAAAAAUGAAUCAAGCAAGCAACUUUGUGGCCCAAAACUCUUUGAAACCUUGAAUAAUAUGCUGAAAAGAUAUCUGAUUAAUGAUCAAAAUAUUACUUUUUCUGAUAUGAUAGAAAUUGCUUAUUUUAUAAUUCCAUUAAAUUAUGAUGACAAUGGAUUAAAACCACUAAUUGAAGAAACAUAUAAUAAAUAUUUAAGCGAAGCUAACAAUGAACUAUUUACUAUAAAUACCAUAAGAAUUUUUGAAGCUUUUAAAACAUAUAGGUUUACUAAUCCAGGCCUAUUAGGAUCACUUAGCAAUUUACUUGAAAAAAAUUCUGAAGGUCUAAGCAUUAACGAAAUCUCUUCAUUGCUUUUUAUUUUGGCUCACAAGAGAAAAAUCCACAAAGCUCAAAUGGAGGUUUUAGAUAAAGUUUUGGCUAAAAAAUUGAGAAAAACUGAUGAAAUUUCAUUUAGAAAUUUUACUGAAUUGAUAAUAGAUUAUUCGAAUUCAGGAAUGCAGAACGACAACAUUUGGAAUAAUUUAGAAAAAAUAGCAAUAGUACACUUGAAAAGACCAUCAAUUAAUACACAUUAUCUUAUUAAAAUUUUGACCAUUUUUUGUUAUGAAGGAUCUACUAAUAACGAAUUGAUUAACAUUGGUAUCGACAAGAUAAUGGAAGAAGAAAGGCUUUCUAAAACCGAACACAAAAAUCUAUCUCGAAUUAUUGCUGCUGUUGCAGAGUGCAGCCAAUUACAAGAUCCAAAAUUAAUAGAAUUUCUAGAAAGAAAAUUAUAUAACUGCGUCGACUACAUGUACCCAAAUAUUGAGGCAAAAUCCCUUUACUCUUUGGCUAGGCUAUCUAAAGGAUCUCCAAACUUAUACAAAUUAUAUGCAAAGCGAAUUGCUGAAAAAAACAUAGGACUUCUAACUCCAGUCGCUCUUGGCCAAUGCUGCUAUACUUUUGGGAAAGCCAACGAGAACCAAUUUAUUAGAAGCGCAGCUUAUUAUGUUGAUAAAUGACUUAACGGAAAAGAAAAAUUGACAUAUAAAAACGAAAAAGAAAUAGAAGAAGAGACAGACGCAGCUGGGAAAGAAAAUUUUUCAUUUAAUAAAACAUUCCCAGCAGUUUCUGCAGUGCAGAUGGCAUGGAUGAUGUCAAAAUGCAAAUAUUUCGCUAGUGAGAAUUUUUGGUCUGAUCAUGUUAUCAAUUUGUUGAAUAAAAUUGAAGUUGGGAGCUAUACAUACUCAUUAAAUGAUUGGCUUGUAGAUCCUUUGUAUCCAGAUGAAGAAAAGGCGUUGACUGUGGACCAAUUUCAUUAUGAUUUGCUGCAGAGCAUACAGGAGCUUAAAAAACCAAAAAAAUAA